ACCUGCAAGAAUUCAUUUCCUUUAGGUCUUAGAUUUUAUCUUCAGAACCAGAAAUCACAAUUCUGCAGAGCCAAGCCAUGGCUGCCUGCAAAAGCUUCCAGCACAUCUUUGAAAGGCCGUUGCCUGAGAAGCAAACUCUUCUUGAGUCAGUCAUGCCACCGUGGAGCCAGAACAUUAAACCUGUUGAGCAAACUGCGCGGUCUUCAUUCUCUGAGCUAUUUGAUUCAAGCCAAAUGUCAACAAACAAAAACCAGAAUGAGAAGGAACACCAGACAAAAAACUUCUCCUUCUCCUUCCCUCUUGGGAAUAAUCAUUUCAGCUGCAACAAGAAUCAUAUUGGCUUUUCAUCGGUGAAGUCAGAAAGUUUGCAACUUUGCACAGAGAGACUUGGGUCUGAAAGUUCGGAUAACGUCGAGGACUUGAAAGGUGAGAUGAUCAAUGAAACCUGGCAAAUCAAGGAGAAAGUAGUGAGUACUUCCCUCAGGCAUUUUGCAGCUGGGAGUGGGAGAUCAAGGACGAGCAGAGAAUCUUUCCCUCCACCUUUAUCUUUCGUAGGAAAGAGCGGAAAGGCAGGGGUUUGCUUCACUUCCUAUAGGCAAGAUGGUAGGUUUGUCUUGAAAGAAGUAAGAAUUCCCAGUCAGGAAUUUCUACAAGCACACAGAGAGGAUGGAUGUCUGAAAUUGCAGAUUGUUCAACCCAAUGACUACGUGGAAGAGGAAGAUGAAGGGGAUGAAGAGCGUGAUGAUGUAGUAAACAACAAUGAAGAAUAUGGAGAAGAUAGUGAUGUUAGCAAUGUUAGGGACAAUGGUCAAUCUUGAAAGAUAGCAAAAUAAGCCCAGAAGGUCAAACCCUCAUCCUUUAUUGUAUAAGCUAUGGUGUGUUUGAUUUUAGAGACUUUGUUUUCCUUUCCAGAGAUGGUAAGAAAAAGGCCACUUUCUUCUUU
This is a messenger RNA of Momordica charantia (bitter melon), 943 nucleotides long. RefSeq lists its product as uncharacterized. The record is from RefSeq and is a predicted model, not a curated record. NCBI's taxonomy places the organism in Eukaryota, Viridiplantae, Streptophyta, Magnoliopsida, Cucurbitales, Cucurbitaceae.